Molecule: messenger RNA, 790 nt
Organism: Aspergillus sclerotioniger CBS 115572
Lineage: Eukaryota; Fungi; Ascomycota; Eurotiomycetes; Eurotiales; Aspergillaceae
Exons: 2
Coding region: 241-648 (135 amino acids)
Source: RefSeq, a predicted model, not a curated record
GCGAGAUGUCGUCUUCUGUCCAAGAUCUGGGCAGAUUCGGGGCGUCGAAAGGGGUAUCAGCCCAAGGGUGGAGUAACAGGCCAACCCCUAGCAUAGUUUCCUGACAACUUGUCUCAGCGGCUAUCGACGAGCAACACGGUCUUCAAGCAAUCCGUGGGUGGUCUGUUUGGGGCCAACGUUCGGUCGAUCCUGUCGCCCCGGGGAUGAAACUACGUGGCGUCACAGGCGGUUGAGAUCCUGAUGUGUGCGAGAAUCUCUGGUGACCGUAUCGUCAUGGCCCGACUAGUGCAGGACUCUGGACUUCUUAGGUUGUGCGGACAGCAUCAUAGGUUCCACGAUCCCUGGCGGUAUGACGUGAAGAAGCGUCCCAUUACUGGCAAGGCGUGCAUGCUUCGACAUCAGACCAGCGUGGUGUGCAAUAUCGAGUGUUCGAUUCGGCUCCAUAGACUUCCGGUUGCUCAAAAAUUCGGACUCCUCAAGGAAGGCAACGUGAUAUCAUACGAACGCUCAGGGGCGGUUGCUCUCACCCAGUCGCUGUGGUUCAUUCGCACGGUCUAUUGUUUCCAAUACAUUGGGCCAGUUACGCCUGCGCUUUCCUUUCAGCGGCGUGGGGACGUAGGUCUCCUCGGACCCGAGACAGGGAGAUAACAUCCACGCCGUGAGGGAAGGGUGCAAUUCGCUCGCCUGGGAGGUAUCCUCGAUUAUUGGCUUCAAGGAACUUUUUUCCGCGAUGGGUCCGCGGGAACGGUUGUCAUUCUGCGCGAUAAUCCGCAACUCGACCAUCGAUCCA